UCUAUUUUGGCAGCUCAGCGAAAUUAGGGUUUUUGCUAGACAGAGAGGAACCAAAAAGCUAUGGAGGUCGCAGCUCAAAUCGGUCAGCUGCUAAACGCCACCGUCAGCCCCGAUUCCGGCGCUGUCCAUACGGCAACCGAAGCCCUCGAUCGCCUCUCUCAGCUCCCCGAUUUCCCUUACUAUCUCCUCUCCAUCUCCGCCGGAGGUGAAAAUCAAGGUCAGAAAAUCGCUGCGGCUACAUACUUAAAAAACUUCACUAGGAAAAAUGUUGAAGGGGAUGUUUCGGAUUCGAAGCCGAAAGUCAGUAAGGAGUUCAAGGACCAGCUCUUGCGAGCUUUGCUGCAAUCCGAACCUGCGGUCGUUAAAGUUUUGGUUGAAGUGUUCCGGGUUAUUGUUGUUGCUGAGUUUGUUAAGCAGAAUUGGUGGCCUGAACUUGUUCCUGAUCUGCGAGCCGCCCUUGAAAAUAGUAACCUUAUUAGUGGUGCAAACUCUCAAUGGAACACCGUUAAUGCCCUACGAGUUCUUCAUGCACUUGUUAGACCUUUUCAGUAUUUUUUGGAGGCUACAGUUUCAAAGGAGCCAGUACCGCCACAGCUAGAGCUAAUUGCAAAGGAUAUUCUUGUGCCUUUGUUAACAUUAUUCCAUCAAAUUGUUCAAAAGGCAUUGGGUACUCAUGGUAUGACAGACGUGGAAACAGAAAAUUUACUUCUGAUUGUCUGCAAAUGCAUGUAUUUCACUGUGAGGUCGCAUAUGCCAUCUGCUUUAGUGCCUCUUCUACCUUCGUUUUGUCAUGAUCUAAUUCGCAUUCUUGAUUCUUUGAGUUUUGACUGCGUGAUAACUCCAGACAAUGGGUACCAGAUGAGGUUAAAGACUGGAAAAAGAAGUCUGCGCAUUUUCUGUUGUCUCAUUACUCGACACCGGAAGUAUUCUGAUAAGUUGAUGCCAGACAUUGUAAAAUGUGCUCUGAACGUAGUCAAAUACAGCAAGAAUAUCAGCAAGCUUGACUUUUUAUCGGAGAGGAUUAUUUCAUUGUCUUUUGACGUGAUAUCACAUGUUCUUGAAACAGGGCCCGGAUGGAGAUUAGUUUCGCCACAUUUUUCAUAUCUCUUGGAUUCUGCAAUCUUUCCAGCAUUGGUAAUGAAUGAAAAGGAUAUCUCAGAGUGGGAAGAAGAUGCAGAGGAGUACAUACGAAAGAAUCUUCCAUCUGACCUUGAAGAAAUUUCUGGCUGGAGGGAGGAUCUAUUUACAGCCAGAAAAAGUGCUAUAAAUUUACUCGGUGUUAUUUCAGUGUCAAAGGGACCUCAAAUGGGAACUUCUACUAAUGCCUCAUCAGCUUCAUUCAAACGCAAAAAGGGUGAAAAGAAGAAGCGAAACAAUCAAACUUGUUCAAUUGGAGAACUAUUGGUGCUUCCAUUUCUGUCAAAGUUUCCAAUUCCUUCUGAUUAUGCUAAUCCAUCCCAAACUAGAAUUAUGAAUGACUAUUUUGGUGCUUUGAUGGCAUAUGCUGGCUUGCUAGAUUUUCUAAGAGAGCGGGAACCUACACAUUCAGCAACUCUGGUUCGAUCUCGGCUGCUACCAUUGUAUAAUUUAUCAGUGGGCCCACCGUUGGUUGCUGCUGCAAACUGGGUGCUGGGAGAACUGGCAUCCUGUCUACCUGAAGACAUGAGUGCAGAUGUGUAUUCCUCGUUGCUAAAGGCAUUGGCUAUGCCCGAUAGCAGUGAUACUUCUUGUUAUCCAGUGCGGGUAUCUGCUGCUGCAGCCAUUGUAGUGCUUCUUGAUAAUGACUACCCACCACCUGAGUGGCUUCCUCUCCUUCAAGUUGUGAUUGGUAGAAUUGGCCGUAACGAGGAAGAAAACUCUAUUUUAUUUCAGCUUCUUAGUUCUGUGGUGGAGGCGGGAAAUGAAAAUGUUGCAGUCCAUAUCCCAUAUAUCAUUUCAUCAUUGGUUGUGGAAAUCUCAAAAUGCAUGCCCCCUGGUCUGGAGCCAUGGCCUCAAAUGGUUGAGAAUGGCUUUGCAGCAUUAGCAGUGAUGGCUCAAAUUUGGGAAAAUGAUAUGUCUGAAGAACUGGAAGAGAAGGAAUCCAGCCAAAACUUUCUAUCAGGUCAAGCUACUAUCGGCAGAGCUUUCUCUGAUCUCUUGCAACAGGCUUGGCUCGCACCAAUGCAUAUAUCGGAUCAGGAAGAUAAUGCUUUACCCCCUCCAUCUUGCUUAGAUUCUGCAUCAACGCUACUUCGAUCCAUCAUGCUAUCUGUUACUGGAAGUAAUGUAAUUCUAGAGCUUAAAGUACCAGAGCUAUUAUUAGUUUGGGCUGAUCUGAUUGCGGACUGGCAUGCUUGGGAAGAAUCAGAGGACAUGUCAGUCUUUGAGUGCAUUAAAGAAGUUGUCAGUCUACACAGUAAGUAUGGGCUGAAGAAUUUUAUUGUAGGACAGAUGCCAUCUCCUCCAGCUCCACCUGUUCCCAAGCAUUCUGUAAUAGAAGGUAUUGGUACUUUUAUAAGCGAGGCCACUUUACAAUAUCCAUCUGCAACAUGGAGGGCUUGCUCGUGUAUCCAUUUGCUGCUACAUGUCCCAAGUUACUCAUCUGAGACAGAAAGCGUGAAGCAGUCAUUAGCAGCAGCAUUUUGUCAGGCAACAUUUUCUCGUUUCAGAGAAGUUAAAAGCAAGCCUGGAUCUCUGUGGAAGCCUUUGUUGCUUGCUAUAUCAUCGUGCUAUUUAUGUUCUCCUGAAGUUGUAGAGAGUACAUUGGAGAAGGAUGGAGAUGGAGGCUUCGAAACCUGGUUAGCUGCCCUCGGAUUGGUUUCCACCAACUCUUUCAAACCUGGGCUAUCAAGAGAGUCAGACAUAAAGUUGAUUGCGGUGGCACUGGCUAAAGUGGUUGAACGACUACUGAUACUCGGAAAGUCUGGUGCUCUGUUACGAGAAUGCUUUACUUCUCUGAUGGAAGCAUCUGCCCGAUUUAAUGAAGUUGAGGAAGAUAAUGAUGAAGAUGCAGAAGAAGAUAUGGAUGAUGAAGACGACGAUGGUGAAAUAGAAGACGAUGAUGAGGACGAGGAUUCGGAGGAUGAUGAACAUGAAGAAACUGAAGAAGAGUUCCUGAAUCGAUAUGCUGAAGCAGCUCUUGCCUUGGAAAAUGGUUCAGUUAUUGAAGAGGGGGAUAUCGAAGAUGAAGACCAGGAAAUGGAUUUUGAGAGAGGCUGCCUAGAGGAAAUUAAUCUGCAAGAAGUUGUGACGUUACUUGUGCAGAAGUAUCAUCCCAUUGUCAUAGAAAGACAGGAGGCAUAUCCACCAGAGCUCAUUUCAAGAUUUGUAGAGUGUUUCCCGCAGUGUAAGAUUUUCUUCCAGCAUUAUUCGAAGUGUUGAGUUCUGCAGACCCUCUAUGUUGCAAUUUUUUCUUUUCUUUUUACCAUAGUUUGAUUUCAAGAAAUUUUGUGAGACCAUUUUGUUACAGAAAGUGAAGAGAAGAAAGUUGUGGUAAUAAGCAUAAAUGACUGUAAAUCAAACCGGCAAUCUCAUUUUUUUGGUACAUGAGAGUUUAGUCCUAGAAAUGCCAUCGAUAUCAUCCAUCACAAAUUUAUAGACAAAUGGAGGAAUGGAAGGACAUAUGCAAAGCCCCAACUCGUGAUCAGUACUUCUCUUUUGGCUAGACCUUCAGCCACCAUAUUCCUCACGAUAAAUAUGCAGAAUGAAUGAGAACUCAGAAGGGGUAAAGGAUAACCCCGGAAUUAGAGAGGCAGGAUGGAGAUCAAUGUCAGAGCCUAUAGAUUCAAGAGGAUAGCUGAAUCAGUUUCCACUGCCAAUGUUCCUCGUAAAGCCAUAAUGCCAAAUUCCUCUGGCACCAAUUAAAGCCAUUAUGGGUUCGAGAACCAUCCAACUUUAAUUGGAAUUGGCCAACACAAGGUUUUUCCUAGCACACCAUCUCAGUUCUACUGACAGAAAUAGCCUUUAGAAUUUAAUCAAUAUAUGUGACAUCAACUCCAUUAUUCUCUAAUGUACUGAAGAAUAACGGUGGCAGUAUUAUGUGACCAUCAUCAAAGUAUACUUGUUACGCCAUUUCCAAACAAACCAACAGGUGUAAAACGAGACCAAUCCAAUCCCAAAAACUUGCAAUUUCUUUGCCAUCCAAUUAUCCCAGUCAAAGUUUAAUAGUCCUACUGUCCUAGUAAUGGUAGCAGCCAUUCCAAAUGGCAUGUAUCCCUGAACAAAUGAAUCAUAAGACUCAGGUUGCCAGGGCAAUGUUUACACUUUGGAUUCAUAGUAAGGUGCCUAUAAACUCGGUGUACAUUAGUCAAAAGUCUCCAUCUAACAAGGAGCCAAGUGAAGAUUUUCAAUUUAGGAUGAAUAAGCUCCAGAUACCUUUUCCAGCUUCCAUGCACCACACAUAGGUUGACCAUCACAGACAGUGCUAUUGUAGACACUUCUCACAGUAAAUCUGCCAUCAGGGGAUAAAGUAAGGAAGUCCUUUUCUCGACUGGCUAUUCUAUGGAUAUCGCUGAAGAAAUAGAACUAAAAAUUUAAAUGCCACCUUUUCGCCUUCUAGGGUGCUUGCUCAAAAUGUAAAAUAACAAAUGCAUAUGCCAACUACACAGAAUUUCAAUCUACAUUCAUUUACACACAUGCAGGAAGUUCAUAAAUCAGCAUACAAUUCAUCCACAAUUAAAGUAUAACGAACUAAUCAAGUUUGUGCUUCAAACAGGAGGCUUCUUUCUGUUUGUUUAAUUUUGUUGGGGGAUUUUAUUUUUCACUUUUGUAUAGAUAUGCAUUUGAGGGUAAAGCUCACUACGUCCCCCCCACUAGAUGUACAUUUUUUUUUUAAUUAAUAAAUAAUGCGUUAUUUCUUCUUUUAUUAACAAAAGAAAAUGGAUGCCAAACUAGACGAAGCUUUACCAACCUGAUAAAAAUUAGAAAACUUAUUAGCAAGCCUCCAUUCUUUCAAUUUGAGAACAAAGAUGCUUAAUUUUGCUAGAACAGUGUGUACAAGAAUGGAAUGCAAAAACAAGGAACAGAACAUCCACACACAUAAAGUCCCUCCUACAUAGUUAAAAGAGUAACUACCACCAAGUAAUGUUACAUGUUCUUGUGAAAACUGUACCUUGAUGUCAUUGAGAUGCCUAUAAACUUCUUGCAAAACUGUACCUUGGACAAAUUCUUUUUGUUCCAUUCCAACAAUCAAGACAUCAAGUUCACCAUCUAAAGCCCAAAAUAUACUUACCAGUACUGCAACUAUUUGACAGACUCGAAUUCAAUUGUACAAAAUACUCAUAGAUACAUGUCCGUCUCAAUACACAUUCCACUUAAUCAAUACAGAAAAAUACUUUCCCAAUUUCAGAAGAUUGAACAAGAAUCAAAUAGUGGAACACAAGGAUUUGAACCUUGAUCUUCUCGAAAUCUUGCAAGUUGCAAGCCCGAGAGCUCUACCAUAUUUGAGCUACAUUCCAUUAACCUAACCUAAUUAACUACCUAGUAAUUACAUCCUACAAACCUAAUCAUAGCAUUACACAAUUGGUAAUAUUUUCCACCAAGCAAAUAGCAUUCAACCACACAUUUCUUAAUAUAUACAAACCUAAACCUAAUAAACUCGGUGCACAUUAAUCAUAGCACUAGUCGUUAGAUAUAAGACAGAACCAAAGUUCAACCGAGCUCGAAAACAUAGCAUCAUCAUGCCCCAAACAAACCAACUCCAAAGCAUAAAACCACCACCAGAGAAGAGAGUAAACAAGGUAUCCAACGUGGAGACAACUUGGAGAAGAGGAAUGCAGCUCAAUACAGAUAAUGCAGCGCAAACACCAACUACUAUAAAAGCAGACGACCCUCUUGUUGCGAACACUAGAGGUCAACACCAAGCCAAUUUUUGAAUAAUGAGACAACAUAAAAUGAUCUUCAUUUCAGAGUUCCUCAUAUGACACUUGACGAGGCACAGAGAAGAACAUAAAUGAUCUUCAUUCAACAAACAACUGUUUUAUACUCGAGAACUAUAUAUCAACCAGCACUUUUAACAACAAGAAGACAUCACCCAAGCAGACAUCAACCAGAAGAGCAGAAACUACUGAAUUAUCUGUCUGCAGAUGAACAACUUCUGCCAGCCAGUUUCAACACUGAAACCUGAUAUCAUCACACUACCACACAACCAACUCCAAAGGCAGCAAAAACAAUACUACUGGCAAAAAUUACAGGUAGCAAUGACCAGUAGAAUAGGUGAAAAACCCUUCGAAUACAAUGCAGCAAAUACCAUUAGACAUCACAGCCAAAUUGUUGUAGCAAUCAAUAAUAUGAGAACAUAGGAAUCAAAUUGACCCCCGGACCACAAAUCUGCCCGUCUUACCAACAGACCAACCAAAAUCAAAACCCACACUUGGAAAGAAAUCUUCUCUACCAAACCUGAACAUAGACAACACUAUCACCAUCAGUUGGGAGGUCAGAUUACUGUUGGUAUGAUAAAAAAUUAGGGCAAAGAAGCAACUAAACCCCUACAGCAGACCCCAUACAAAUUUUAAUAAGCAGUCUUUACUUCAUUAAACAAUUCAGAAUCAUAAGAUACUCUUUCAAGGGAAAUCUGCAAAAGACAAUUUUAACAUUCAGAAGUCAAGAUACUGUACACAAGUCACAUAAAAACAAAAUCAUCAAACCAGCAUAAGAACAAGAACAAUCAAUGAAUACAAAUGAACAUAGAGGCAAGGAUCCAUGAUGAUGCCAAACCUAUUUAGUGAUUAUCUUUUCGCGAAAUCACACAGCAUCUGUUGAUAAAAAUCCCAAACACAGCUGAACCACCCAAACUCCAGCUCACCAUGCCAAUGGACCAGGGAAAGAACAAACAUAAGUGCAGCAAUGAAGUGGCCACAGAAUAAAGCAGAAACACAUGAGUGAACCCGAUGUUUAGACACCAGUGAUAGAGCAGUCUAAAUCCUCCUACACUAAUAACCAAAAGAAGUGAUAAACCAGAAAACAGCUUCCCCUAUUGAGUUCAAUAAUACAACCUGGAAACUUCAAAAAUUUAAUCAUACCUAACAACAGAAACAAGUGACAAGGAAGCAUAAGCAACCACUAUGAGAUGAAGACAAGUAAUACCAACCCUUAUUCAGCAUUGAGGAAAUCGUACCCCCUCUGAAGAAAUACAGCAGCAUCUGUAGUUAAAAAAGCAACCCAAGUGAAAGUCACCGAAAGAUAACAAAAUGAUAAAUUAAUGGCCAAAACUGAUAAAGAAGUUGCUUGCUAAGCCUAAUACGCCUAAUACACAACAACAUGUGCAUGAGCCAAGGAAGAAUUCAGAAACACCUUUUGUUCCAAAACUGCAGUGAGGAUAAUAAACCAAUGAAACCUCGGAAGAAAAAUCUGUAGCCACCACCGACGCAGCCAUAAUCCUCCUGAAGGACACCAAUAACAACCACAAUCCAUUCUAAAUCUAGCAGGUAGUGGAAACAAGAAAAACAUUCUAAACCUAGCAAGUAGUAAAUGACACCAAAAACCAAACAACUGUAUCACAGAAGCGCUCACUAUACAAACAUCAACAGUCUCUCCAAAUACCAGCCAAACCCCAAGAACACAACCGAUGAGAAUAAUGCAAUGAUAUCUAGAGAUGCAUAUCUUUGUAAAAACUCCAAGCAAAAUACUCAAACCUGCUACAGGAAUAGGCUGUCCAAGAAUCCUGAAUAGAAAGCAGUAGCAAGUCCAACACCACAACCCACCAAAUUCAAGGUUUGAUACUUGGAUAGAAAUUUGUCAAAAAUGCAGAGACCUUCUCAAUAAAUAUUCUAAUUAGAAACCUGAGAAGAACCAAAUAUUGAUUGAAUUAUUGAAAGUACACAGAAACCCAAUAUUGGAAAAUCUAAAUCUUAAGACAAGAAGCAUCAAACCCCCUCUUUAAGAGAUGCAUAGUGCUGUGACAACUGACAACCUCCUCCUCAAAACCGAGUUCCCAUACUUUGUGAAUGAUUCAGAGCUCCACAUUCAUAACAAACCAACAAACCCCCUCAUGCAGAUAUCCAAAAUCCUCUGGCCAUCAAAUACUGUCCACAAACACCAUCCAUGAUUCACAUAUUCACAUCAAGUCUAUACUAGAUUGAAAAUUUUAAGAAUUUGUUGGAAAAGAACUCUUGCUUUACAAUCAGUUGACCACCAAAACAAACAGAACUGAAGCAAAAAUUUCUCCUGCAGGCCAAAUCUAAAAACACCAAGAAAGACCGUAACCACAAUGCUGGGCCUGAAAACAAGUAGUGAAAA
Messenger RNA from Rosa rugosa (rugosa rose), 8214 nucleotides. RefSeq names its product importin beta-like SAD2 homolog. Gene Ontology annotation, biological process: protein import into nucleus. The record is from RefSeq and is a predicted model, not a curated record. The coding region runs from base 61 to 3360 and encodes 1099 amino acids. Gene Ontology annotation, cellular component: nuclear envelope; cytosol. Lineage: Eukaryota; Viridiplantae; Streptophyta; Magnoliopsida; Rosales; Rosaceae. Gene Ontology annotation, molecular function: small GTPase binding. The transcript is spliced from 21 exons.